CAGGGAGAUUUAAAAAGUUUGGGCAGGGAGCGGGGCCGUGCCCAGAAGAGCGGCUGGCAGGGAGGCAGCGCAGGGGACACCGCCGGCAUGGGAAACCUCUGCCACCAGCAGCCCCCCGCAGCCCCCCGCCAGCGCAGCCGGAGGAAGGCAGGGCACGGCGCGGCUCUGCCGGGGUCCCCGCUGCUCCUCCUCCUCCUCCUUCUCCUCCUCCUCGCCUCCUCGGUGUCUGCUUCCAAAGGUGCACUGAUGCCAUCCCAAGCGCUCGAGGCAGAGGAGGAUUUGCAGCUGUGGAAAGAGAUAGACGAUGCAUGUUCUGCCUACCUGUCCAGAGAUUCUCAGCCUCAGGCAUCCAGUGCACUGGAAGAACUUUGUUUUUUGGUCAUGGGAUUUCUCCAGAAACCACAGGGUUUAGAUGAAAAAGACAACACCAAAAGGUUCUUAUUUCAUUAUUCUAAGACUCAUGACUCAGGCAACUCAGACAUCGUGUCAUCUGUCCUGCAUCCUUUGCUGCAACUCGUUCCCCAGCUUAACGAGAGAAGACUGAAGAGAUACAAAGUGGACGAAGAACUUCAAGCACCUGGAGGGAUUCAAAGCAGAGGCUACUUUUUCUACAGGCCACGCAAUGGAAGGAGAUCAGUGGAUUUUCGCUGAGGAUUUCAGAUUCCUGACCUAGAACUAAUGCUGGAGGAAUGCUGUGUACAUGGACAUACUGUUUUCUUUAAAAAAAUUAUUCUUUACUAAUGUACAAUUAAAAAUCACUAGAAUGUAAAAGUUCUUAAAUUCAAUUCCAUUAGGAAUUCAAAUGUUUAUUUUGUUGAUUAUAUUAAAAGCAUAUUAAAAUUAUGUUUCCUGGUGUUAUGAUGUUUACAACUGUGUGUAAAAAAGUCACAGUGUACGCAUGCAACAGACAUUGCCUCUAACAACAUUGCUAUGUGCAUUUAUUUUCCCUCAUAAAUAAAGGCACUCUGUUGUUUUAACGAGAAUGUUUGCAAUGUAGACUAUUGCAUUUCUUCAGAAUAUAUUGCAAGUGAUUUGUGCAGUCUUUAAAAUCGCAGCUUAUCUAGGCAGGCCAAACAAAAGGUGUGGUUUGCUUUUCAAGAUGUUGUUCUCUACCCCUGUACUUCCUUCACUGUAGCCUGUGGACUUCUGACAAUCUGCAGGGUCAAGAUAAGUGGUCUGCAGGUGGUC
Harpia harpyja (harpy eagle) is the source of this 1188-nucleotide messenger RNA. RefSeq names its product neuromedin U (gene NMU). The record is from RefSeq and is a predicted model, not a curated record. Bases 88 to 651 code for a protein of 187 amino acids. Gene Ontology annotation, biological process: regulation of smooth muscle contraction. Lineage: Eukaryota; Metazoa; Chordata; Aves; Accipitriformes; Accipitridae. The transcript has 10 exons. Gene Ontology annotation, molecular function: neuromedin U receptor binding.